AUGAAUCAUCUUCGAGAACACUAUAUGCUCGUCAAUUACACUGUAGCGAGCAUUUUUGUGCAAAACCCAGGAAAUCUUGACGAUCCAAAACGACUUCAAUUAAUGAAUAAUCUUGUCGCAGAUUUUGAAUCCUAUCCGGAAUGUUUAGGCUCUAACUUCAGUCACUAUUUUGUACGAGACUAUAAGUUUUUCCAAGAGACGGUUGAGCUCGAGGAGGAUGAGGCAUUUGGAGAAGAACCUCAACGAAACAACACAUUCACGAAAUCAGCUAUGCAGCCAUUUUUCUCCUGGCCAGAAUUCAAACAUUGGAAUGGGUUUGUGAAAUUCGACGAACAGGGAAAGUUAAAUCGAGUCUGGAUCGUUGUUGCGUAUCACGGACAACAACUGGGUGACAAUGUGUACAGAAAGGGAAUUUUAGAAAGGUAAGG
Strongylus vulgaris is the source of this 428-nucleotide messenger RNA. NCBI's taxonomy places the organism in Eukaryota, Metazoa, Nematoda, Chromadorea, Rhabditida, Strongylidae. The record is from the annotation of a GenBank genome assembly.